Micromonas commoda is the source of this 633-nucleotide messenger RNA. RefSeq lists its product with no specific name. Bases 1 to 633 code for a protein of 210 amino acids. The record is from RefSeq and is a predicted model, not a curated record. The transcript has 5 exons. NCBI's taxonomy places the organism in Eukaryota, Viridiplantae, Chlorophyta, Mamiellophyceae, Mamiellales, Mamiellaceae.
AUGCUUCAGGCGGCGCAUCACCCGAACGUGCAGCACCUCAUGGCUGAGGAGAGGAUGAAGCCGCUGAAGUGUCCCUCCCCGGUCACCGUCGCGGCCGCGCACAUCGCCGCGAAGCACGGGGUGGUGGUCAAGAUGCGCGGAACGAUGGGAAGCCCAGGGGGACAGGCGCCCGGUGAUUCCGAGGCUUCUGGGGGUGAAAACGACGCGACGUUCUUCGUCUUCGAGGACGACAAGGAAAAUGUCGAUCCGAAGACCGGCGUGAGCGCCAGGCUGAGCUCCGGGGCGGGCUCGCGGAGCGACGAGUUUGAGGUCGCGUUCGGGGUUCCCAGGGACCCCGCGAGGGUCGCCGAGGCGGCGGUCGGGGCUCCGAGCCGCCAGCCCCUCGCCGACGUGACCGCCAGAUACGUAACCCCGACGGCACGUCUCUCAGUGGGAAAGGCCGUGAUCAAGGCUGACGAACAGGGUUUGUCCAAUCGCGUCCGCGUGAUCAGGGCGACGGACGAGAACGCCGCUCCGAAUGGCGAACGAGAGAGCGCGAAACCCGGUUUGAGCACGAUCGGUUUGAAGCGACCCGAGGGGCCCGGCCUGGACCCGGCCAAGAGGCGCAGGGUGCUCCGAUUCGUGAUCAGGUGA